AUGGACGGCGUGUCGUUGAACAUGCUUCAAGUGCUUCUGGCCAUCAUCCUGGCUGCUGCAUCCAUUUCCUUGCUCACCAGUGCAGGGGUCAUCCAUCGAUGCCCUAUGUGCCCUGGAGCCACGGGGUACGGCGCCUGUGCUGCGGCGCAGGAUCUCAAGGUCUUGGCCAGCUUCCUCCUGGGCGUCAUCGCCUGCAAGUCCGCCGACUUCCGUUUCGUGGCGGGUACGGCGGUGGUCUUCAUUGCUGGCUGGUGUGGUGAGGUUUGCAGUGGCAAGGAUAUGGGACAUUUGGAAGCUGAGGACGACAAGUCAUUUAGGGUCAUCCCAGAGCACUCGGGGAAAGACCUUGAGCUGGUCAUGUACUGGAGCCAUGCUGCGGCAAGGCGCUCGGAGGAGAGGCCACCGCAGGAGCUAGAGGUACGAUGGCUGGGGCCCCGGCAUCGCCCCAGCAUCACGUGGCGCUCGAGCUGGUCGUCUCAGCUGGUCUCGUGGGCGCCGAUGCCGUCCGAAGGGCGCGUUGAACCUGGAGAAUGGAAGGUGGAGGUUUGGUUGGCCGGCCAAUUGCAGGGGCUUCUUGCCAUGCGGAUGUGA
Molecule: messenger RNA, 591 nt
Organism: Durusdinium trenchii
Lineage: Eukaryota; Dinophyceae; Suessiales; Symbiodiniaceae
Source: the annotation of a GenBank genome assembly